This is a messenger RNA of Cydia amplana, 1072 nucleotides long. Its product is annotated as aldo-keto reductase AKR2E4-like. The transcript is spliced from 7 exons. The coding region runs from base 68 to 1036 and encodes 322 amino acids. Lineage: Eukaryota; Metazoa; Arthropoda; Insecta; Lepidoptera; Tortricidae. Gene Ontology annotation, cellular component: cytosol. The record is from RefSeq and is a predicted model, not a curated record. Gene Ontology annotation, molecular function: aldose reductase (NADPH) activity.
CAGGCGUAAGGUCGUCGCUUCGUCAUUUUACAGUCCCAUGUAGUAUGAGGCCAGCAUUGCGCGCAAAAUGAUCUCGAGUCUCGUGUUGCUUGUGGCAAUUGUGACGCUAAACGCUGCCUUAGCGGUGCUGGCUCCAUUGAAGGUUCUGAACGAUGGCAACAAGAUGCCUAUGCUUGCUCUGGGGACGCACAAUUCAACUGGUGAGGCAGCGGUCGCAGCCACUGUGUCGGCCAUCGAGCUAGGUUAUCGGCACAUCGACACUUCAGUAAUAUACGAAAAUGAGGAGCAGAUAGGCAGAGCUAUCGCUGAUGUGGUGAAGCGAGGACUCGUCAAGAGAGAGGAUCUCUUUAUUACAACCAAGCUUUGGAAUGACAAGCACUCCAGAGAAGACGUAGUUCCGGCAUUAAAAGAAGCUUUGGCAAGACUCAACUUGACAUAUGCAGACUUAUACCUCAUACAUUUUCCCAUAGGUGAAAAGGCUAAUGACAAACACGCGGAUACUGAUUAUCUUGAAACUUGGAUGGGCAUGGAGGACGCCAAAAAGCUGGGACUGGCCAAAUCCAUCGGAGUGUCCAACUUCAACAGCGAGCAGAUAGACAGGAUUAUCGCCAACAGUGACACGAUACCAGCAGUGAAUCAAAUAGAGGUAAACCCGUCGUUGACCCAAGAAUCUUUGGUAGCAUACUGCCAGAAAAAAGGAAUCGUGGUCAUGGCUCACAGCCCCUUUGGCUUUAUGGUGGACCGAGAAUCUCUGGAGUCCCCGCCUCCUGCAGCCGACGAUCCGGUACUGACGAAGAUAGCGAAGAAAUAUGGGAAGACCACGUUCCAAGUGGUGCUGCGGUAUUUGGUUGAUCGCGGAACAGCUCCUGUACCCAAAUCAUCAGACAAACAUCGCCAAAAGCAGAACAUUGACAUUUACGAUUUCAAACUUACAGAGGAAGAAAUUGCAGCUAUCAACAAAUUUAACAGCAAUACCAGAGUAAUAAAGGGUGUGUUCUGGUUUGACCACCCCUAUUACCCUUUUAAUAAAGACUAGAUUGCCUACACGUCAAAUAUUAUGGAAUAAGUAUAU